UUUUUCCUCUCCAACAGACAGCUGUUUUCAAUGUCAGCAAAUGCCCAACAUCAGCUCUGUGAGUGAGUUCCUCCUGCUGGCAUUUGCAGACACAUGGGAGCUGCAGCUCCUGCACUUUGUGCUCUUCCUGGGCAUCUACCUGGCUGCCCUCCUGGGCAACAGCCUCAUCCUCACCGCCAUAGCCUGCAACCACCGCCUCCACACCCCCAUGUACUUCUUCCUCCUCAACCUCGCCCUCCUUGACCUGGGCUGCAUUUCCACUACUCUGCCCAAAGCCAUGGCCAGUUCCAUCUGGGACACCAGGGCCAUCUCCUAUCAAGGGUGUGCUGCACAGAUCCCUUUCUUUCUGUCCUUUAUAUCAGCAGAAUAUUUUAUUCUUACUGUCAUGGCCUACGACCGCUACGUUGCCAUCUGCAAGCCCCUGCACUACGGGAGCCUCCUGGGCAGCAGAGCUUGUGCCCAGAUGGCAGCAGCUGCCUGGGGCAGUGGCUUUCUCCAUGCUCUCCUGCACACGGCCAAUACGUUUUCCCUUCCCCUGUGCCAAGGCAAUGCUGUGGAUCAGUUCUUCUGUGAGAUCCCACAGAUCCUCAAGCUCUCCUGCUCCAGCUCUAAUCUCAGGGAAAUUGCACUUCUUGUGCUUAGUGGUGCUUUGGCCUUUGGUUGUUUCAUUUCCAUCGUGUUCUUCUAUGUGCAGAUCUUAAGGGCUGUGCUGAGGAUGCCCUCUGAGCAGGGCCAGCACAAAGCCUUUUCCACGUGCCUCCCUCACCUGGCCGUGGUCUCCCUGUUUGUCAGCACUGCCCUUUCUGCCUACCUGAAGCCCCCCUCCAUCUCUUCCUCAUCCCUGGACAUUGUGGUGGCAGUUCUGUACUCGGUGGUGCCUCCAGCACUGAACCCCGUCAUCUACAGCAUGAGGAACCAGGAGCUCAAGGAUGCCUUGAGGAAAGUCUUCGGAUACAUGCUUAUCCAACAUUGA
Messenger RNA from Oxyura jamaicensis (ruddy duck), 973 nucleotides. RefSeq names its product olfactory receptor 14J1-like. Gene Ontology annotation, cellular component: membrane. The transcript has a single exon. NCBI's taxonomy places the organism in Eukaryota, Metazoa, Chordata, Aves, Anseriformes, Anatidae. The coding region runs from base 41 to 973 and encodes 310 amino acids. Gene Ontology annotation, molecular function: G protein-coupled receptor activity; olfactory receptor activity. The record is from RefSeq and is a predicted model, not a curated record. Gene Ontology annotation, biological process: G protein-coupled receptor signaling pathway.